Messenger RNA from Daldinia caldariorum, 2665 nucleotides. RefSeq lists its product as uncharacterized. Gene Ontology annotation, molecular function: peptidyl-prolyl cis-trans isomerase activity; protein binding. The transcript is spliced from 3 exons. Gene Ontology annotation, biological process: protein peptidyl-prolyl isomerization; protein folding. Lineage: Eukaryota; Fungi; Ascomycota; Sordariomycetes; Xylariales; Hypoxylaceae. The record is from RefSeq and is a predicted model, not a curated record. The coding region runs from base 597 to 2456 and encodes 619 amino acids.
GGGUUAUAUCCGAUGCUAAAAUUCUAUGCUUGGAUCGUGGAAUUCCUACGCUAGUAGAAAUCGAGUUAAAGUUCCUAAAUUCUUAUAUUAUCCUCAUACAUAAACCAACCUCAAAGUCCAGAAACUCGGUACCUAAUCGUAUAUCGUACCUAAUAUAUAGUACUGUACACUGCUUAGUUAUGCCACUAAAGGUUGUGGGAGCGGAUGGGGCGAACUAACACCCACUACUAUGUACUUAUUAGGUGGGGUAGUGGGGUUUACCUCAUGCUUGCCCGUAGGUAUCAGUGUAUCGGAAUUCUUAAGGACCGAUGAAACGGAAUGGCUUACCUAACCCAUUGAUUUUAGAUUAGCUUUAAAUUAGGAGCUUACAAGCUACCAUAGCAUGUAGGUAGCACCGGGAAAUUUCUGAGCUAUUCGCAGCCUUACAUUGGUAGGAGCUCUAAUCAGAACCUACCUAGGUAAGUACCUAACAUAGCACUGAAUCGAAAGCCGCGCCUAGUAUUUAUAACUUUACAACGUUCUAAUUCUUUUUUUUUCUUUUCUCUUCAACUAACUGCGCCUAAACGAUAACCUCAUUAAGGCCCGUGUCUACAAAGAUGGCCGAAGUAAAUAACAAGAGGAGUCACUCUGAUUUUGUUGAGAAUAAUGGCGACGACAGCUCCUCGGAUGAUGAUAUGGGACCCCAGCUGCCCUCUGCAACAGAGGCACCCAAGAAGAAACGACGCGUUUUACCGCACGAAAAGCUCUACAUCGAAGCCCUACCGAAAUCAGCGCGUUACUCAAAAUCUCUAAUGCAUAAGGAGCAACUCUCUUUUGUAAAUGUUACGCGAUCUGAUUUCCUUAUCACAACCUCUGUCGAUGGCGUAGUUAAGUUCUGGAAGAAGAUUGAGCAAGGGAUCGAAUUCAUAAAGGAGUUCAAGGCUCAUCAGGGCGAAAUACGGUCAGUCUCAGUCAGCUAUGACGGGCGGAGCUUUGCGACAGCUGGCGUUGACAAGACUAUCAAGAUAUUUGAUGUCAUCACUUUUGACCUCCUUGCCAUGCUUCCCCUUGAAUAUAUCCCUAAGUGCGUCUGUUGGGUUCACAAGCUUGGCGCCUCCUUACCACUGCUAGCUGUCUCGGACGACACAAAACCAUUGAUAUACAUAUAUGACGGCCGAGGAGAGAACCAAACUCCGAUACAUACUAUCAAGGGCCUGCAUAGGAGCCCCGUGUCGAUAAUGACUUUCAAUGACAGCUACGACUGCGUGGUAUCUGCCGACGAUAACGGAAUGCUCGAGUACUGGUCACCAAGCGCUAACUACGAGAAGCCGGACAACGUUUUCCAAUACAAGAGCUCAACCAAUCUCUUUGAUUUCAAGAAAGCAAAGUCGAUGCCGGUUUCUUUAACGAUAUCGCCCUCAGGUCAUCAAUUUGUCACCUUUUCCAUGCCUGACCGUAAGAUUCGAGUCUUCGAAUUUGCCUCGGCUAAACUAUAUCGGACUUAUGACGAGUCUCUACGGGUCAUUGAAGAGAUGCAACAAGCCGGGACCGCGAUGCAAAAGCUGGAUGAUGUCGACUUUGGAAGAAGACUCGCUGCGGAGCGCGAGAUCGAAUCUCCCUUACUUCGGAACAAGGUCAACGUUAUUUUUGACGAGUCAGGGCAUUUCAUUUUAUACGGCUCCAUUCUCGGCGUUAAAGUGCUCAACACAUAUACCAACCAAGUCGUGAAGGUGUACGGGAAGGACGAACAUUUGCGCCCGAUUAACCUCGCUAUAUAUCAGGGACAACCCCAAAAGAAAGGUGUUACAACUGUAGCAAUGGCUGCUUCAAGUAAUCCUCUCUUACAGGAGUCAGAGGCAAGAGACCCGAUACUCUUUACAACAGCCGUGGGAAAGGUUCGCUUUUAUAUGUUCACGAAUGACGAGGAGAUAUCCAGAUCAGAAAGAGACGUCCAAAAUGAGAAACCAACGAUACUAAACCUCAAGAAAGCCACUCAGAAAAAGACGGCCGAAACCGGCACAUCAGCCAUACUUCAUACAACGUACGGAGAUAUCCACAUUCGCCUCUUCCCCGACGCUGCGCCGAAGGCCGUUGAGAACUUUGUAACCCACUCCAAACGUGGAUACUAUAACAAUACUAUAUUCCACAGGGUAAUACGCAAGUUCAUGAUCCAAGGAGGAGAUCCUUUAGGCGACGGUACAGGUGGUGAGAGUAUUUGGGGGAAAGAGUUUGAGGACGAAUUUAGCACGCUCAAACACGACAAGCCCUAUACUGUCAGCAUGGCGAACGCUGGUCCAAAUACCAACGGAAGCCAGUUCUUCAUCACUACGGAGAAGACGCCAUGGCUCGAUAAUAAGCAUACAAUAUUCGGGAGAGCGGUACAGGGAUUAGACGUGAUCCAUAAGAUAGAGAACGUUCGAACGUACAAAGAGAAGCCCGAGGAGGAUAUCAAGAUCCUCAAUAUCGACAUAGCAUGAGCAUUUGUAGGCCUUAUAAUUUGGCAUGGUUCUAUAAUACUUGACUUGAUCCUAAUGUCUUUUUCAGUUUAAGAAGUUGGGGCUGGAUAUAAAUAGGCCAGCGAUCGUAUUGCUCCUAUCAGUUAUUGCUCAAGAACGUAAGAAUUGUAAAUUGAUGCGAAAGAGAUAAGAUGCCCUAUUCAUCCGAACUACCAAUUCCAUAAUUCAAC